Molecule: messenger RNA, 1055 nt
Organism: Physeter macrocephalus (sperm whale)
Lineage: Eukaryota; Metazoa; Chordata; Mammalia; Artiodactyla; Physeteridae
Gene: CCDC163
Product: CCDC163 homolog
Source: RefSeq, a predicted model, not a curated record
GUGAACUCAGUUUCCCAAGUGGCGCCGCGGAGGCCAGUGCGAAGUCUGGCUUUCCCGGCCUACUGUAAGGUUUGAGCCGGGAGGCGGUAGUAGUCGCUGGCACAGGUCCGGUGUGAUGGCGAAAGUGUCGUGCGUCUGGAGAGGUCUCGACCAAGAUACGGCUGUGCCUUGGGUGUCCACAGUUGGGAGAGCAAAGGCACAAGAUGCCAGGGAGCCAGAGCCUUGCCGCAGGCUAUGAGUAGGAGCCUGAGCUGGUCUGAGCAGCUCGACGCGCUUCUCAAUGCUACUGACGGAAAUGUGGCCAGGAUUAAGACAGAACUCAUUGGCCUGUGCAUUUUUUUUUGUAGCAAAGGCUGUAUCCCCUUGGAGUCUCCACCGUGGAAUGACACUGCUGUCAUCCCUGCACCACAACUGCUGUGGGAGGAGCCAGUGAUUCUUCGGGAGGAAUUGAAGUUGCUGACGGACCACCUGAGCCAGCACCAGGAGCUGCUGCUGAAACAGAUGACUGAGGGGCGGCAAGCUCAGGCCCACAGCUGGAAGAUCUCGAGAGGCAUACCCUUUCUAACCUGGAGCCCAGCAGCUUUCAGCUCCAGGCCCAGAGCCCUAUACUUUAAGGGCCCCAAGAUGCUCCUGAAUGACUGUAAGGACUUGUAAGAGCAGUAGGAUGAUAUCUGCUUUGCUCACCUUCCCCUCCAAGGUCCUGUUUCUGGGUCCCCUUCCCCUCCCCUCUUGUUUUUUUUUUGUUUGUUUGUUUUUGUUUUUUUUUUUUGCAGUACGCGGGCCUCUCACUGUUGUGGCCUCUCCCAUUGCGGAGCACAGGCUCUGGACGCGCAGGCUCAGUGGCCAUGGCUCAUGGGCCUAGCCGCUCCAUGGCAUGUGGGAUCUUCCCGGACCGGGGCACGAACCCGUGUCCCCUGCAUCGGCAGGCGGACUCUCAACCACUGCGCCACCAGGGAAGCCCCUCCCCUCCCCUCUUGAUCUAGCUGGUGUUUGCCCUCCCUACUGAGGUUUGUCACUGCCUGUCCAGCCUUACCCACAAGCAAUAAAAUGGUUUA